Messenger RNA from Brassica napus (rape), 1986 nucleotides. RefSeq lists its product as uncharacterized. The transcript has 3 exons. Bases 1301 to 1864 code for a protein of 187 amino acids. NCBI's taxonomy places the organism in Eukaryota, Viridiplantae, Streptophyta, Magnoliopsida, Brassicales, Brassicaceae. The record is from RefSeq and is a predicted model, not a curated record.
UAACAAGCACUAUAUUAUAAGCUUCUCUUUUCCGGAUUCCAAUUUCGAAAGCUUCACUCUGAACUCUUUCCUCCUUCAUCAUUCAGAAGGAAAUCAAAACUAAAAUGUUGGAGAUGAUGGGAAAGAGAUGUUUGAUUAGAUAGGAAUUAUACACUCUCUUUCAAUACAGCCACCAAUGAAAAGAUUAAAAAGUUUAGUUACUUUCUUCAGGUUUACUCUUCGAAGAGAAAAACAAUUUUCUGAAACAUUUAUAUGCAGUCUGGUUCAUCUUAAUAUCCAAAUUAUUAAUGGUUAAGCUACAUUUAAGUUAUUUGAUAUGAAACUCAACUAAAGUUCUGAUAGAAAUGUAAUACUUUAUUAAUUUAUACUAUUAAUUUAUAAUAAUAUCUUCAAAUAGCAUGAGCGAAAUUUUCAAUAAUUGUUUUCAUAAAAAGUUCAACAAAUGCUAAAUAAUUUACAAAACAUAAUUAGUAAACCAGUAAAAACUAAAGAUAAUUUGAUUAUAAAUUGAAAAUCUAAUAUAAACUGAAACAAACAUAUAUUAUAAAACGUCAUUAUUGUUACAUAAUGUAUACCAUUUAUUAUUUAUGACAUUAUUGAAAUAUUUAUAUAUUACUUCUUAUAAUUUUAUCACAUUACACUUGAUUUUCAAUGGAUUUUACUUGGAGGUGGUUGCAUUAAUUUAUUAUCUCGAAAGUUAGUUAUUUUAAUAAUAUUAAAAUCUGAUACUCUUAGAAAUUAAAAAAAUACUAUUUAUUCUUACUUUAGAUUUUCUUCAACUAUAUCAAAUAGAAAAGUAUAAAUCAUUGCAAUUUCAUUAAAAUUUUAAUCUAAUAUUUUUGUGCUUUUUUUCUAACAAAAAAAUGUUAGUUGUUUUUUCAACUCAAAUCAAUAAAAUUUAAUAAAAUUAAAAAUAUAAAUAAAUUUAUUAUUUUCAGUAUAAAAUAAAAUUCAAAUAUUUUAUAAACUAAAUUGUAUUUUAAUAUAAAAUAAUUUUAGUGCAAACUCACCCACCCGUAGGGAGGGGGGGCAACCCCUAGUAAUUUAUGUAAUCUAAUUGCAAUUUGUUUUUAAUUCAAAUAUUUACAUACGUAUUUUUAUGAGUCGAUAAAAUUAAAAAAAAAAUAUACAAACAGAAAAAAGAAUGCACAGAUCGGACGGUUAAACCAUGACAGACCCUUAAACAUGCCAGGGACGGGAGAUAAAUCUAGCUACAAAAGGCACAAAGGAUCUCUCGUUCACAUCCAUAGACACGCCAGAUCUAACCCUAAUUUAGCGACAAAGUCUCCAAUUUGUAACCAUGCCCGAAGGCAAGAGCGAAUAUUUCUCCGGUAAUUGGACACACGUCUUCUGGCUCACGGAUGACUACCCAGUCCCUAUUGAUUUCAACAUUGAUGAUAUCCAUGAAGCAAUCAAAGAAGCUCUUCUUCGAAUGGGUUUCGAUAAGGUUCAGCCAAUCCGGAAGUUUUGUGACAAAAACAAACAGUGUGAUGCUUCAGCUCCUCUCACAAUGGUUAGGGAAAUCCUUUUUCUAGCAGCAUCGAUGUGUGAUGAUCCAGUAAAUUUAAUUGUCAUCGCAAAACAAAGCACACACCCUGAGGUUGACAGGGUUCUUCACUGUUUGGAAUCCAGAAACAACCCUGUUCUCCUAGUACAGCUGCCUGAUGACUUUUCUGUGGACUCACUGGUUGCUUCGACACACGAUUUACGUGGAGGAAAGCCUCAAAGGCCAGAAAGUUAUGUUUUUCCUUUAAAUUUGGAAAUUGGUUCUGGUUCUGGUUCUGACUCAGACUAUGAUUCUGAUACUGCUACGGAGGAGUCUGCUUAUAGGUGGAGGAAAAGAGUCACCUAUAAGCUCUCAUAGGGUUUCAGUGAUUGUGAUUGUAUCUGGUUUUUUGUUUUCUGUCAAGAGUCUUUGGUAUGUCUUUCAUCUUUGUUCUGUUAAACUUUUUUUUGGCUUCAAAUGAUUUGCAGUUUUGUUCCCUU